CUGAAAUGCACAGGCAUCUCUAGAUUCUUUCACUUCCUUGCUAACCCUUCUUUAAAUCAGACCAGGAUCAACAGUACAGACACACAAGUGAAAAGUCAACCGUGUUCUCUUUGUGGUAAAGUGGAGCACACAGAGUCAGGAUGCGUCAGCUGUCCAUAUUGGCUGUAGGUGUAGUUGCACUGAUAUGUCUUCAAUGUGUUUCUAGCUUUAAGCUGGUUUGUUACUUCACUAACUGGUCCCAAUACCGAGAAUCUUCAGGGCGUUUUUUGUCUGGUGACACUGAUCCAAAUCUCUGUACCCACAUUAUUUAUGCUUUUGCCAACAUAAAAGACAAUCAGCUUGUCCAUACAGAAUGGAAUGAUGACACGACAUAUGCCGAUGUCAACAAUCUUAAAAGAAGCAAUCCAAACUUGAAGACUCUUCUCUCUGUUGGUGGAUAUUUAUUGGGUGCUGAACCCUUUAGUAAUUUAACUUCACCAAGGAGACGCUCGGACUUCAUAAUAUCAGCGAUGCAGUUUCUUCGGACUAAAAAUUUUGAUGGUUUAGAUCUUGCCUGGCACUCUCCAAAAUACAGUGAUAAAAGCCGCUUGGCUGACCUGGUUAAGGAUUUGUCCAUACAAUUUAAGCAUGAAGCUCAAGACCAAAGGAAGGCAAAACUUAUCCUGAGUGUUGCAGUACCAGCUGGAAAGGAAAAGAUUGACACAGGCUAUGAUAUCACGACAAUCUCAGAGUACGCAGAUUUCCUUAACUUCUUGACCUUUGAUUUUCAUGGUUCUUGGGAGAGUCAUACCGGACAUCUUAGUCCUCUUCAGAAGGGCAAAACUGACACUGGAUCUGCAUCUUAUUAUAAUGUUGACUAUGCUGUGAAAUAUUUAAUGGGGAAGGGUGCCUCAGCUGAGAAGAUCAUCAUGGGACUCCCCACUUAUGGACGGACUUUCACACUUUCUUCCUCACUGACUACAGUCGGGGCCCCAACUUCUGGUGGUGGAACAUCUGGGGAGUACACAAAAGAACCAGGGAUGCGGGCCUAUUAUGAAAUCUGUCAUUUUAAUGUUGGUGCCACAAAGGAAUGGAUCGAGGAACAGGCAGUCCCCUACUCCUAUAAAGGGAACCAGUGGGUGGGAUAUGAAGAUGUGACCAGCAUUCAGAAGAAGGUUCAGUACAUGAAAAACAACCGUUUGGGAGGUGUCAUGAUUUGGACACUUGACCUAGAUGAUUUUUCAGGUUCUUUUUGCAAUCAGGGAAAAUAUCCACUAGUUGGAGCUGCGAAAACAGAGCUGGAAAAGCAACCAUUUUUUUCAAAAGGGCAAAAAUAGAGCUGGAAAAGCAACCAUCUUUUUUCAAAAGGGCGUUGAAGGCAUGAUGACUCAUUUACUUUUUUCCUCUGGGUGAAUACAUGACCAGCGUACAAGGGGUCGUGUAUUCACCCAGUUUGGGGAAGUUUGCUCAUUUCUUAAUGAGUGUGUGCUACAAAACUGCCACAAGAUAGAGAACUGGAGCUGGUUUUGUAUUGUUACAUAGUUGUAGUUGCUACACCCCUAGUUAGUUACUCACUCAUUCUGUUGCUCUCAAAUGAAGAGAUGGAUUCUACCUAUCUCUUUAUUCCUCACUGCAAUGUCUUGUCACUAUUUUCUAGUUCUUUGUUUAUGGAAAUAAAUGUUCUCACUUGUGUUAAAAAUUAACUCAUAAUGAUAGGGAUGCUGUAUUCACUGGUUUCAAAUAUGAUGUAAUGCUUUCAAUAAAACAUGAAGGGAAA
This is a messenger RNA of Hemicordylus capensis (graceful crag lizard), 1756 nucleotides long. Its product is annotated as acidic mammalian chitinase-like. The transcript has 10 exons. Gene Ontology annotation, molecular function: chitinase activity; chitin binding. The coding region runs from base 141 to 1316 and encodes 391 amino acids. The record is from RefSeq and is a predicted model, not a curated record. Gene Ontology annotation, cellular component: extracellular region. NCBI's taxonomy places the organism in Eukaryota, Metazoa, Chordata, Lepidosauria, Squamata, Cordylidae. Gene Ontology annotation, biological process: chitin catabolic process; carbohydrate metabolic process.